Molecule: messenger RNA, 1860 nt
Organism: Phacochoerus africanus (Common warthog)
Lineage: Eukaryota; Metazoa; Chordata; Mammalia; Artiodactyla; Suidae
Gene: SLC39A5
Product: solute carrier family 39 member 5
Exons: 11
Coding region: 129-1754 (541 amino acids)
Biological process (GO): BMP signaling pathway; intracellular zinc ion homeostasis; zinc ion import across plasma membrane
Cellular component (GO): membrane
Molecular function (GO): zinc ion transmembrane transporter activity
Source: RefSeq, a predicted model, not a curated record
ACCCCCCACUGCUGGAACCGAGAAGGCUGUGUCCCCUUCCUCUGGGCUCCCUUCCUGUUUCCUGUUGUCAGGAUGCUCCGAGAGCAGUAGAAGCCUGAACCAGAGCCUCUAACCCUGUCCCCCCAAUAAUGGGGCCCCCAUUGAGUCAUCUGCUGGCUGGCCUCUGUGUGUGGGUGGCCUUGGGCUGGGUAGGAGGCUCUGCUCCCAACCUGGGCCCUGCUGAGCAGGAGCAGAACCAUUACCUGGCCCAGCUGUUUGGCCUCUAUGGGGAGAACGGGACGCUGACUGCAGGGGGCCUGGCACGGCUUCUUCACAGCCUGGGACUAGGCCGAGUUCAAGCCCUUCGCCUGGGACACUACGGGCCUCCCGCUGGUCGGGCUACACCCCCAGCUGGAGACAAUAUCACCCACAGGCCACAGGACCCCGAGCUGAGUGUGGAUGUCUGGGCAGGGCUGCCUCUGGAUCCCUCAGGGUGGGGUGACCUGGAAGAGCCAGAGGCCCCAGCGCCACCCCAUGGGCCGGCCCCCUCAGGCCUGGGCCUCUUUCACAGGCUUCUGCUGCUGGACCAUUCACUAGCUGACCAUCUGAAUGAGGAUUGUCUGAAUGGCUCCCAGCUGCUGGUCAAUUUUGGCCUGAGCCCUGCUGCUCCUCUGACCCCUCGUCAGUUUGCUCUGCUGUGUCCAGCCCUGCUGUAUCAGAUUGACAGCCGUGUCUGCAUCCGGGCCCCAGCCCCAACGCCUCCGGGGGAUCUACUAUCUGCCCUGGUCCACAGUGCCCUGGCAGUCCUGCUGCUCAGCCUUCCUGCUCCCCUCUCCCUGCUCUUGCUGCGGCUCCUGGGACCUCGUCUGUUGCAGCCCCUGCUGGGCUUCCUGGGUGCCCUGGCCGUGGGCACCCUUUGUGGGGAUGCACUGCUACACCUACUGCCACAUGCGCAAGGAGGGCAGCACGGUGGAUCUGGCGCACGGCCAGAGGAGGACCUGGGACCAGGACUGUCAGUGCUUGGUGGUCUCUUCCUGCUCUUCGUCCUGGAGAACAUGCUAGGGCUUUUGCGGCGUCGAGGGCUCGGGCCAAGAUGCUGCCGGCAAAAAAGAAAGGAUCUCAGAUCUCCAAACCUGGACCCAGAGGACAGCACUGGGAUGGCCCUUCAGCCCCUACAGGCACCUCCAGAGCCAGGGGCUCAGGGCCCGAGGGAACAGGACAACCAGCCCCCAGCAGCCCCGGCCCCUCCAGGGCACCAAGGCCACAGUCACGGGUACCAGGGGAGCGGGGGCACCAAUAUCACAUGGAUGGUUCUCCUGGGAGAUGGUCUGCACAACCUCACUGACGGACUGGCGAUAGGUGCUGCCUUCUCUGAUGGCUUCUCCAGCGGCCUCAGCACCACCGUAGCAGUCUUCUGCCAUGAGCUGCCCCACGAACUGGGUGACUUCGCGAUGCUGCUCGGGGCAGGGCUGCCCUUCCGGCGGCUGCUGCUGCUGAGCCUGGUGUCUGGCCUUCUGGGACUGGGGGGUGCAGCCCUGGGGGUGGGGCUCAGUUUGGGCCCUGUCCCCCUCACUCCCUGGGUGUUUGGGGUCACUGCCGGGGUCUUCCUCUAUGUGGCCCUUGUGGACAUGCUACCGGCCCUGCUGCAUCCUCCUGAGCCCCUCCCUGCGCUCAGUGUGCUACUGCAGGGGCUGGGGCUGCUGCUGGGGGGCGGCCUCAUGGUCACCAUAGCCCUGCUGGAGGAGCAGCUGUGGCCUCUGGUCUCUGAUGGCUGAUGGGGGCCAGCGGAAAGGCGUCCAGGUUGCCCUUCCUUCCCCCCAACCAUAGGAAUGGAGGCGGGACACAGGGCCAGUAGGAGCAAUAGGAUUUUAAUAAACAGAA